Molecule: messenger RNA, 973 nt
Organism: Homarus americanus (American lobster)
Lineage: Eukaryota; Metazoa; Arthropoda; Malacostraca; Decapoda; Nephropidae
Product: collagen alpha-3(IX) chain-like
Exons: 5
Source: RefSeq, a predicted model, not a curated record
AUGCCUGAUUUCAACGCCUGGUCCAGAACCUCCCUGGGUCAAGGAAGAGCCCGAGCUGAACAACAGCAAGUGUCACACGGCUCUUCAAGAACGACCUUAGUUGUUGAAGCACAGCAACGUCAACGAGCUACCAAACACUUUUUCAUAGUGUCGAACCCUGGGAACUUCUCCGGGGCCCUCUCAGGGGUGCCAGCGCCCCCAGGGGUGGCAGCGCCCCCAGGGGUCAUCCCAGGGGAGGCAGUGACACCACGGGCCAUCCAAGGGAGGCGGCGACGCGAGGGACAAUGCCAGUGCAAAAACAACUGCCCCCAGGGACUCUAUAGGGACAAUGCCCCCUGGGGCCCACCCAGGGGUGUCGGCGUCAGGAGGAACCCACCCAGAGGCGGCAGUGGACCCAGCGGCCCUCCCAAGGGCGAUGGUGCUCUCAGGGGCCCCCUCAGGGGUGACGGCGAUCCCAGGGGCUCUCCUAGGAGCCUUUUCAGGGGUGUCGGUAACCUGAGGGACCCUCCCAAGUGUGUCGGCGUCCGAAGGAGCCCACCCAGGGGUGACGGCGGACCGAGCGACCCUCCAAGGGCCGGCGGUGCUCUCAGGGGCCCCCUCAGAGGUGAAUGCAAUCCCAGGGGCUCUCUUUGGGCCCCUCUCAGGUGCGGUGGAGACCCCAUGGGCUCUCGCAGGGGAGGCUACAGUCUCAAGGGCCCUCCCAGGAGCGGGAGCCCUCCGAGGGCCCUUCCCAAGGGAGGUGGCGCCCCAAAGGGCGUUCAAGGAACGGCGGCGGACCCAGGGUCCCUCCCAGGGGCAGCGGCGACCCCACGGGCCUUCCUAGGGGCAACGGUUACCCCUGGGGUCCUCCCAGGGGCGUCGGCGACCCCAGGGGCCAUUUCUGGGGCUUUGGCGUCCCAAUGGGCCAUCCCAGGGGCACCAACACCCCCAGGAGCUCUCCCAGGGACCGCGGCGCUUCAAGGGCCCUCCAAGG